Cuscuta campestris is the source of this 1156-nucleotide messenger RNA. NCBI's taxonomy places the organism in Eukaryota, Viridiplantae, Streptophyta, Magnoliopsida, Solanales, Convolvulaceae. The record is from the annotation of a GenBank genome assembly.
AAUUUUAUUUAUUUUUAUUUUCCGGGGCCGUUCAUCUUCCCCGUCCGUUGUAAUCCGUACGAGAAUUGUAACAAUCUUAAGGUAGUAGUGAUAUCUGUGCGCAAUGGCGGGUAUGGACGGAUUCGGUUUUGACGCUCACACCGGAAACGGGAGUAGUUCCGAGGCUCCGGUUGUGAACGUUUCGGCUGGAUUGGGUAGCUCUGUUGGGCAGACCACUCCGAUCAACAUUCCUUUCGAGUCGAGUGCGGCCAUGGGGUCCACUCCGAUCACCACCUUCGUUGGAUUGAGCGCGACUAUGAGGUCCGCUCCGGUCACCUCGGUUAUUGGACCAACCGCGGCUACGGCCGCAAUGGUCACCCCACUCGGACCGAAUAUGGCUUCGGCCAUACCGGUCAUUCCCUCACUUGGACCGAACACGGGUGUCUUCACAUCCGCACCGGUCGGGCAUCCUACUGUCAUGCUGCCUGCGAACUCUGUCAAAGAACCGGCAAAGUUCACAGGUGUUGGCUUUAAAAUAUGGCAGCAGAGGAUGUUAUUUUGGCUGACCACCCUCAACCUUGCGAGUCAAGCUGAAGAAUUGAUUCUCAUUUUUAAUGAGUGCACUGACGAGGGAAUGGGAGUCAGUGAGGCAUUCCGAGUGGCGACGAUUAUUCAUGUGCUCCCGCCAGCUUGGGAUGAGUUCCGAAGCUAUCUCAAGCUCAAACGGAAAGAAAUGACUUUAGAACAGUUGCUUGUUCAUCUCCGGAUCCGUGAAGAGGGUCUCACUCGCGAGAAGAAAGUAGCUGUUGCUAAGGCCAAUGUGGUGGAGCAUCCAUCCAAAGAGGGUUCUUCCAAAGGGCCCAAGCCGGAUAAGGACAAAAAGAAGAUUGGUCCUAAAGGAGGCGUCGCGAAGCCCAAGUUCGCGGGGAAAUGCUACAACUGUGGCAUUACGGGCCACCGUUCUUCAGAGUGCCGCAAGAAGCCUCAGAAGAAGAAGCAAAAGAAGGAAGAAGCUCUCUGCUCGGAGCUAGAUGCCAUGGACCUUUGUGCUGUCGUGACAGAGGUCAACCUGGUCGAGUCUAACCCGAAAGAGUGGUGGGUUGAAACCGGAACCACUCGUCAUAUCUGCUCCAAUCGGGCCAUGCUCUUUGACUUUAAGGAGACUUCUGGCGACAAG